ACACAAUUUUCAGAAUAGCAAUGAACUUCAAAACACUGCAUUACUCCCCUUCUCUCUACUCUAAAAAAAAAACAAAAAAAAAACUCUACUCUACAGCCGUCAUUCAGCCCCUGCCGCCUGCUACCCUCACCGUCACCGUCACUGCCUGCCGCCGGUGGCUCAGACGCUACAGCCUGGCGCUGCUCCUGCUCGCUGCUGCUCACGCCUCACUUGGUCGAAAGUCGAGGGUCGACUGUACUCUACUCUUUACAAAAACCCUAAAAAUCAAAUUUUUGAUUUUUUUUAGAAGGAAAAUAUGUGCAACAAAUGGUAAUUGAAGCUCUUAAGCGGAUUCCUAACCUCAAUGGGGACCUAUUAGCUUAACCGACGAUGUCUGAACCAUCAGUUUUCGAGAGGAUGAUGCUUAAUUUUCGUCAAACUUGCAGGUAUUAUACUGGUUAUCCUAAGGAUUUAGGCCCAUCACGUGUUAUACAUUUUACAUCAGAACGUCAAUUUGUCCAGAUUCUUCACCAAGGUUACCCUGUGGUUGUUGCUUUCACUAUUAGGGGAAAUUACACAAAACAUCUUGACAAAGUACUAGAAGAAGCUGCAGCAAAGUUUUACCCUCAUGUCAAAUUUAUGAGGGUCGAGUGUCCGAAGUAUCCAGGAUUUUGCAUUACACGGCAAAAGACAGAAUAUCCAUUUGUUGAAGUAUUUCAUAGCCCAGAGCAGCAAGGUGCAAACCAAGCAAAGGUUGCUGAUCCAAACGUCACCAAGUAUUUGGUGAAGGUCCUGCCUUUCAAUUAUGACGUCAGUGCUUAUGGAUUUAAAGAGUUUUUCAAGCGGCACGAGAUUCAAAUACCUGAUCAGGAGUGACAAUUAUCCGGGGAUUGUCUACGGUUGUCAAGUUUUUAUUGAGCUUAACAAUGAGUAGUGCACUGUUCUGUGAAGCAGAAGGGACCAUAUGAUGAAUAUCGCUGAUUUGUUGACAAAAUGUUUAAGAGGAGAAGAUCAAAUUAAUCAACUUGAAGCUGUUUGUACAGUCUGAUGUGAAACUCCAGCAGAUGAAUCCUUGUUUCCAUGAUGCAGAGUGCAUUAAUACCAUGAAUUAGGGUUUGAUAGUUUGAUGUUCAUGUACCCUGUGUUACUUUGUCCUUAUAAAUUUUUGGGUAUAAAUUAGAGGCAAUGUUAAUGUCAUUGAAUUGCUUGUGCCUUGUAUCAUUCAAUGUGUUUAUCUUUAUUCUUCCUCAAGACUUCUAUUAAAA
Molecule: messenger RNA, 1244 nt
Organism: Amaranthus tricolor (Joseph's coat)
Lineage: Eukaryota; Viridiplantae; Streptophyta; Magnoliopsida; Caryophyllales; Amaranthaceae
Exons: 8
Coding region: 370-855 (161 amino acids)
Source: RefSeq, a predicted model, not a curated record